AUGACGAAUACCUUCACCCCCUUCCAAAAACCCAACCCCAACCGCCCAUCGCACCACACCAACAACUUCGGAACCUCAUUUCGCAACCCGUGGCCCUCGGCCUCCACUCCAACCUGGACAGAGAUUUUCCAGUCUUCCUUCCCACUGAGUUUCUAUCCCGAUCUGGCCAAGAGACAUCCCGAUAUCCGGGACGUGAAAGUCGUUGCGCCGGACUGGGGAGAGGCGGACUUGAAGGCGAGAGGGCUGGAUGGGAAUGAUUGUAUUGUAGGAACGACGCUAGGGCAUGCGGGGGUCAUGGUGCAGAUUCCACUGGAAGGGACGAGCAAAGUGGUUGAGGAAGGGAAAAGAGAAGGAGAUGAGGAUGAGAUAGGGGACGUGAAAAGAAAGGGGAGGAAGGAGAGGUUAUGGGUUGUUUUUGAUCCUAUUUUCUCGGCUAGGGCGGGGCCUACGCAAUACACUGGUCCAGGGAGGACAAAGAGGGCGCCGUGUCAAGUGCAUGAUUUUCCUGGAUGCGAUGCUGUGGUCAUCUCACAUAACCACUACGACCAUCUGGACUUACCGACUAUCCAAGCAAUACUAAAGAAAUUCCCGAAGACGAAGUAUUUCGUACCCUUGGGGAAUAAGAGCUGGUUGGCCAAUCUUGGCGUCCCAAAAGAUCUAAUAGUCGAGCUAGACUGGUGGGAGGAACGAGAGUAUAGCUUGCAGGACUUUGGGUAUAAGUAUACGGGCUCGAAAUCAGACUCGAACUCAGGUCCUAGAAGUCGGGAGACGAGAAUAAGAUUCACUUGUGUUCCCGCACAGCACAACUCCGCGCGCAGUCCCCUGGAUCAAGGCAACACACUCUGGUGCGGCUGGGUUGUUGAACAACUCCUUAUCUCGCAAGAUCCAGAUUCAAAAGUAGCUUCGGAUUCAGAUCCCAACUCAAGUUUAACUUCAACGUCGGCAGAUACCACCAACAGAACAGCAACAAAAAUACAACACUCCGCCCAGCGAAAAGGCACAGUCUACCAUGCCGGCGACACCGGCUACCGGCGUACCGCCCACUCCACCUCCACCUGCCCCAUAUUCCCCACCAUCGGCUUCAAAUACGGGCCCAUUGACCUCUCCUUCCUCCCCAUCUGGCGCGGCGGUAGUCUCUCUUUCUUCUCGACCCUCGGACUCCGCCUGAGUCAUAAAGAUAUCCCGUCUGCGCUACACGCGUCGCCGGCCGAUGCAAUGGAUAUCCAUGCGGAUGUGAGGUCGCGGAACAGUGUGGGUGUACAUUUUGGAACGUUUGUGGGGAGUGAGAAUGAGAGUUUGGAGGCAAUUUUGGAGUUUGAGGAGGCAAGGGAGGAGAGGGGGGUGGGUUUGUUGAAGGAUGAGGUGGUGAAUGGAGAAGUGAGUGAGGGGAAAGGGAAAACGAGGGCGGGGGUGGUGGAUAUUGGGGGUAGUGUCGCUGUGAGGAUUGGUGGGGAUUGA
This is a messenger RNA of Cadophora gregata, 1458 nucleotides long. RefSeq lists its product as uncharacterized. Gene Ontology annotation, molecular function: N-acylphosphatidylethanolamine-specific phospholipase D activity. The coding region runs from base 1 to 1458 and encodes 485 amino acids. The transcript is spliced from 2 exons. The record is from RefSeq and is a predicted model, not a curated record. Gene Ontology annotation, biological process: N-acylethanolamine metabolic process; N-acylphosphatidylethanolamine metabolic process. Gene Ontology annotation, cellular component: membrane-bounded organelle; cytoplasm. Lineage: Eukaryota; Fungi; Ascomycota; Leotiomycetes; Helotiales; Ploettnerulaceae.